AUGAUUGUGUACUUGUCGACCAAGACAUUGCCAUCCUCGUUCCUCUGGAAAUGCAUCCACGCCGCCCAGGUAAACGUUGGCUUUGCCACUGAGCGACACGUUGUCGCUCCGCCCGUGGAGCAGGAUCUCUUCCGCCUGGUGUCCAAACGGGAACACGGCCGACGUAAUAUCGUUCUUGAUCCCCGGGUCGAGAACACGUCGUCACACGCGAAGGUCUUGGGGAAGGACGUCGUCCACUUCCACACGGGUGUUCGCGAGGUCUACCCCGACCGCAUCUUCGCUUUUGGCUACACGCCGCUGUACGCCUACGCCAAGGCGGGCUUCAGCGCCGAGCAGAUCCGCUUCCUGGGCGGUCGACGACCUCGCCAAGAUAGGCAUCAUCUGGCAGGUGCAGCCUACGUGGGCGGCCAGCGGAAUCAACAUGCACAUCGAAGACUUUGCGCGGGUCUGGCAGCGCAACGGCAUUGCGGGAUACCUCGAGACGGUGGCGAGGCCGUCAAGGGAACGGACGCCGCUUGUGGAUGA
This is a messenger RNA of Anthostomella pinea, 525 nucleotides long. The record is from the annotation of a GenBank genome assembly. NCBI's taxonomy places the organism in Eukaryota, Fungi, Ascomycota, Sordariomycetes, Xylariales, Xylariaceae.